Epinephelus lanceolatus (giant grouper) is the source of this 717-nucleotide messenger RNA. It is a transcript of the gene mrpl33, whose product is annotated as mitochondrial ribosomal protein L33. Gene Ontology annotation, biological process: translation. The record is from RefSeq and is a predicted model, not a curated record. Lineage: Eukaryota; Metazoa; Chordata; Actinopteri; Perciformes; Serranidae. Gene Ontology annotation, molecular function: structural constituent of ribosome. Gene Ontology annotation, cellular component: ribosome; mitochondrion.
CCCGGAAGUGCUUGUUAAACCGGAUGUGCAGGUUUCCCAAUGUGACUUACCUCGGCUACAUUGUUUUGCCUUAAUACUAUCUUCGUUAAGCAGUUUAAGUCUACAAAAUGUUUCUUACCAGCGUAAAUUUGGCCAAGGCAAAAUCAAAGACCAUCCUGGUUCAGAUGGUGAGCGCUGCAGGGACAGGCUACUUCUUCAACACGAAGAGGAACCGUCUCACAGACAAACUGGUGCUGCGCAAACAUGAUCCAUUUGUGAACAAGCACGUCCUGUUCUUUGAGAAGAAGAAGAUCAGAUCGAUUUAACAACGCACCAGAAUAUAUGGACAACGUAAACCUGCUAGGUUUAAAGACUAUUUUUUAUUGUCAUGGAUUAUACAAGGUGUUUCAUCAGUCAACAUCUCUGUUUGGCUGGCUGAAAUGUUGUCAGAGGAUUUCUUCGGGGAUCUGUCAGAAAGCUUCUUCUCUCCCCACUGCACCAGUUGAGCAUGAUGCAAACCCCGGCAGAGCUUCAAGAAAGUCUCGACUUCCAUCAUUUUAAUCUACUACUCACGUCAAAGUGAUGUUAUUCGUUGGGGUUGUAUGUCACCAUUGAUUACCUGUAAAAAAAUAUUUGUGAAACAUGAUAUAUUUGGGCUAAUUACAUAAAUUAAGUAAAUUAUGUGCAGUACAAGAUACAUUUUAGGAUGUUUGUUAAUUAUUAAACAAUUUAAAAUGA